Molecule: messenger RNA, 1263 nt
Organism: Cherax quadricarinatus
Lineage: Eukaryota; Metazoa; Arthropoda; Malacostraca; Decapoda; Parastacidae
Source: RefSeq, a predicted model, not a curated record
CCCACGGUAUCAACCAGUGUACCUGAGAGGAGAGGUGUGGUUAUUGAGCAAGCAGACAUGUACAGCAGUGUCCUAGCCCCACUCAUGGAGGAGGCUGAGAAGGAGGAGGCCAGGCAGAAGGAAAAUCCAAGCCAUAAAGGUGGAUGUGAGAAAAAUGUAUCACCUAGGAUAGUAGUGGGUGUGGUAAUUGAGUACACACGCUCUCUGGGUGCUGUCGGAGUGACUGUUCAACAUUUUCUCUAUGAGUUGGUAAUUAAUGCUCUGGUGCGAGCGCAUCAAUUCUACCAGCUACACCAGCUUCUCCAGUACCAUGUUUUGGCUGACUCAAAACCUUUGGCCUGUCUGCUGUUGUCUCUUGUUGGUGUUUAUUCUGCUGGGCAGCAGCUGAGCCUGGACAUGUUGUGUCGCCUUAACACAGCUCACGAUGAGAUUAUUGAAGUGCUACUCUCUCAGCACCAGGUCACCCCAGCACUCAGGUAUGCUCGGAGUGUGGGACUCGGAGAGACAGUGUCAGCUCGUAAAUUUCUGGAGGCUGCCAUGGUGAGUGGCAACCCACAGGUGUUUUACUCCACCUUUACCUUUUUUGUGCUUCGCAACACAAGACUUCGUGGCAGUGCAACUUUUGCUAAAGAUUCGUUUGGUAUCGGCGCUCGAGCAACCUUCUGGAACAAAUUAAGUGAACACUGUGAUGUUUAUGUUGAACAUUAUAAGAAGCUGUUUGGUGAUGUUCCUGAAUAUGGAACUCUGCAGUCCUAGAGCAAGCAUGGCCAAGACAUCAUUAAUAAGAAAUUCUAUAAAAUAAUUUACUUGGUUAAUAUAUAUGUUUCUCAAUUUACAGUAAGAUUAAUUUUUUAAAAAAUAGAGGGUCUUUAAUUUAAUUUCUGUUUAUCAACACAUAGUUACUUAUUUGUAUUAUUGCUUGAUCUUUGUAGGUCACAAUUAAAAAUCCUCUCUGUUUGCUUGGUUUUUGUACAUAUCCUUCAAUUAUCUCAUUUUCACAUUAUGUACUCUGUAUAUCACCAAUGGAGUAAGAGGUAAGGAAGGAAGUCUAGAAUACACCCAGUAUUAAGUAGGUGUAUUAUAUGAGGCAUUGCAUGGCAGAAAAGAACAAGAUGAUUCUUUAAUAUGUCAUCUUUUUGUGGGAAUGUGUAGAUAUUGUCUUCUACAUCUGUAAGUUAGGCACACAGCCCAUAACAAAGUAUGGUAACUUAAGUGUCAUAGUUCUAAUCUCCCCUAUACCUGGUUUUUUCUCCGUUGUUUGAA